UUCCCAUCUUCGAUGUCGAGGGGGUCCUGGGUAAAAAGGCAGCCCUGCCUUGCGAUAUCACCGCAAGAGACAAAGACGAUGCUGUCUACAUGGUUCUCUGGUUCAAGGACUCCGCCGGAGAGCCUCUGUACAGUUUUGACGUCCGCGGGCGCCUGUACGGUCAGGCAAAGCUUUGGUCUUCCCCAACCGCCUUCGGCGAGCGAGCAUUCUUCAGGACAGCCACAGAGGUUGCAGAGCUAAGAGUGGACGACCUCAAGCUCUCUGACGAAGGGAUGUACAGGUGCAGGGUGGAUUUCAGAAAUUCUCCUACAAGAAACUCGAAAAUCAACCUCACGGUUAUAGUUCCCCCGGACGUCCCCGUGAUAUAUGAUGGGAAGAGGAGGGACAAGACGAAGUUCCUCGAACCUUACAACGAGGGUACCGAUGUCAACCUUGUUUGUGAAGUCUCAUCUGGCCGACCCCGACCAAGGGUAACGUGGUACUUGGAGAACGCCAUGAUCGACGACUCCUAUGAGCAAAGAGCAGAUGGGCUCACAGUGAAUCACCUUUCGUUCCCGAGAGUGAGCCGAGAGCAUCUCAGCGCCAGGCUGGUUUGCCAAGCCUCAAAUACCAAUCUCGUUCCACCUUCUACCAAAUAUGUCACUCUUGACUUGAAUCUGAAACCUAUCUCCGUAGAAAUCCUGAAAAAAGAAAGACACAUAUCAGCUGACAAGAGGUACGAGAUCAAAUGCAAGGCGACCGGGUCUCGCCCGGUAGCUGUCAUUACUUGGUGGAAGGGGAGCAGGCAGAUUAAGAGGAUAGCAAAAACUUUGGAAGAAGAGGGAAAUCAGAGCGUGAGCUUUCUCAGUUUCGUACCGGUCAUCGAUGACGAUGGCAAGUACCUCACGUGUCGGGCAGAGAACCCUUGGAUCCCGGAUUCUGCCUUGGAGGACAAGUGGAAGCUCAACGUUCAUUAUAUGCCAGUGGUAACCCUGAAGAUGGGAUCAAGCUUAAACCCGGAUGAUAUAAAGGAAGGAGACGACGUCUAUUUCGAAUGCAACAUUCGUGCCAACCCUAAAACCUACAAAUUAGCAUGGUUCCACAACGGUGAAGAGAUACAUCAUAAUAUAAGCGGCGGGGUGAUACGUAGUGACCACAGCUUGGUUCUUCAAGGCGUUACGCGCGCUACAGCCGGGGAGUACACUUGCUUGGCUGCCAACAGUGAAGGAAAGGGAAGCAGCAAUCCAGUCCUACUCAGGGUCAUGUACGUGCCGACUUGCAAAGAAGAUAAGGAGGAGCUAUACGGUGCCCUGAAGCAGGAGACGGUGGCACUCAAGUGCCAGGUGGAUGCCAACCCCCCUCUGGUCACCUUCAAGUGGACCUUCAACAACAGCGGGGAGCAGGCAGAAGUCCCCCCGGCCCGCUACACCGCCUCAGGGACCGUGUCCACCCUCAACUACACCCCGGUCUCAGAGAUGGAUUAUGGAACGCUCUCUUGCUGGGGGACCAAUGCUGUAGGGCUUCAGAAGACUCCUUGCGUUUACCAAGUCGUCGCAGCUGGACGACCAUUCCCAUUGAUCAACUGCUCCAUCACGAACCAAACUCUGGAGUCUCUUCAGGUGGAGUGCGUCGAGGGUUUCGACGGCGGUCUUCCCCAAUGGUUCACCAUGGAGCUCCUUCAGCUACCCGCCCUCACUCCAAGGUUUAACGUCACCUCUACCAAACCAUCCUUCAGCUUGACCGGAGUAGAAACCGGCACUUCCUACCAAGUUCUCCUUUACUCCGUCAACAGCAAGGGAAGAUCGGAGCCUCUGAUCCUGGAAACGGUAUCUUUCAAAGGUGUUGCUAAGUACACAGGUCCCCUGGGCAGGCUGCCAGUACAGCCGGUGGUGUUGGUGCUCCUCGGAGGUGCUGCAGUUCUUCUUGUUAGCACUUGUGGGAUCGGUUGGGCACUCCAUCGCCGCAGGUCUGGCCCACCCUCAGCCAAGCAACCCGACCAGCAACCCAGGCCCCUAUCUCCUCCAGCAAGGUCACCACAAGACGAGACAGAUCCGGAUCUCAUACCCAACAAGUACGAUUUUGUCGAGAGAAGACCAUUGAAAAGCUUCAUGAAGAUCUACAAAACUCCUCCGGAAAAGCGGAAGAGAAAGGAGGGAGAUGGGGAGGAGGAGGUGGAAAAGCUUCGCACCAGUGAGGACAUGAUGGAGGACCUACACCACUACAACCACAAUAAUGUUCAAGGACCGAUCCGCAACCCUGGUAUAAUUUCUGACACUCUCAUUGUGAAAUCCCAUAACCAAAAACUUGGACCCGAAGUAGUUACAGCUAACCAUAGGAUACAAGAAAGUUGUAUAUAAGUUAGACCUUUUGUAUCAUUCUGUAUAUAUUAAAUAUAAUUGUAAGUUCUUGUGAACUUAUCGUGUUAAGUUAUGCCUUCUGUUGUGUCCCAGGCGUCCACCUGUUCUCAAUCAUUAAGAUUUUUUCAGAAUGUUCUUGGGAAAUAUUUAAAACCAUUAUGACAUAUAGUUACUUAAAGUAUCAUACCUUUAUACUCUGUUAAUAUAUAUAUUUGUUCUCAAAAACUGACUGUUUGUGUUUAGAAUACCCUGUCUUUCUUGAGAGUUGUUAUAUCAAUAUUUGUUGUGUAUGUUGUAAAUAAAAUGUUAACCUUUGCAUGCUCUGUUGAUGUAAACAUAACAUGGACUUUUUAAUUGUACCAUUCAUUCCACAUUAUGUUUAAACAUCCCCGAAUGUUCUAAAGUUCCGAAGUGAAAACACAUAUAUAAGAUUCGUCAGGAAGUAUGUGAAUUUUAUAUAAAUUAAAUAACGCAUUGACGAGGGAUAAAAAAACUUUUGAGAGACCAAUAUCACUUUUUUUUUUUUUAACUAAAUGCAUACUAACAAAUUACUAUUUAGUUGUUUUACAUAAAAUGUCGAUUUUUAGGAGACAUCGUCAAUGAAAUAAUGGAAUAAUCUAAUGAUAUCAUUUACGAUGCUACUUAGAUUUAUUUUUAAUCAUAAUUUAUUUUAAUCCCUGGUCCUAACUUCGGAAUCUGUAAGAAACGAAAACGGAAAGAAUUUCGGAUUAUAAGGCUAAUUGGAGCGUCCAAUACGGUCCAAGGAAUUGAGAAGAGGUAAUCGUUUGCUGAUUGGUUCAGUGAGUACUAAAAUAAUUUAUGUUUUUUGAAUUUGAUUAACUAAUUGUUAAUUACUUAUUAAAAAUCCAUAAAUAAAUUACUGGGCAUAAUGUAAUUAUUGUACCUAUAUUUUGUUAAUUUAUCUCCUAAAAACUGACAUUUAAUUUCAUACAACCAGACAAAUCUUCUAUACCUAGCAAUUUAAACCUAUGGUUUCUUUUACUAUACAAUAUCCAAUAAGGAAUAAUGAAGAAUAUAAUAAUAUAACAUAAAAUAUCUAAUGGACCCAAAAAAUUAUUAUUUUAUUAAUUCAUUUUUUUAAACACACAUCAAGUAAUAUAAAAUUUUUAAAAAAUCGUUUUCUUACAUGAUUUAUGUAUAAAUAAUUCAUUUUUUUAAAUAAAAAAUUAAAAAAUGUAAAUAAAAUAUUUCAACAUAUGUAAUUUGUUAGUAUACGAUGUGAUUGAUCAUAUGAAAGGAAAGGUCAAUUGUUAUGUCCGUAUCAUCAUACCUUUCAAAUUUUGACUUCCUAAAUAUAAAGUUUGAUAUUGUUUUUAUUUUUUAUUUUUAAAUACAUUAGAGAAAUCCACUAAGUUUGAUUGUGUAUAUUCGC
This is a messenger RNA of Nezara viridula (southern green stink bug), 3729 nucleotides long. NCBI's taxonomy places the organism in Eukaryota, Metazoa, Arthropoda, Insecta, Hemiptera, Pentatomidae. The record is from the annotation of a GenBank genome assembly.